Messenger RNA from Dibothriocephalus latus, 696 nucleotides. Lineage: Eukaryota; Metazoa; Platyhelminthes; Cestoda; Diphyllobothriidea; Diphyllobothriidae. The record is from the annotation of a GenBank genome assembly.
CCUGCCGCCGCCAUUACCUCCCAGGAGACCGCUCCAGUGACCACACAGCCUGAAAAGCCGUCCCAGGUGGAAGUGCAGCUACCUCCCGAGCCGCCUGGUUUGUGUGAUGAGGUUCUACAGCAGAAAGUGGACUCCAUUAUUCAACGCAUGCGCCUCGACGUGUCCUAUGAUCCGAAUAUGAAGAUUCAGGAUAACAAACACUUCCGUAAUCCGAGCAUGUAUGAGAAACUCAUCUCCUUUUUGAAGAUUGACGAGAAGGGCACAAACUUUCCACCCGAAAUCUACAACCCCUAUAGAUGGAAUUCUCUCUCUUUCUACGACGAGCUAGCAAAAAUACAGAAUAGGGAGGUGGAACGUCUAGAAAAACUACGCAAAGAGCAGAGGAAGAAUGAUGCUGCCGGACUCCCAGCUACCACAGCUGCCUCCGCGCUUUCUUCUCAGCCGUUACCGCGUGCCGCCAGCGGUCCCAAUCUGUCUGGAUCUUUGCCCUUGGUAAAUUCGACGGAUGGUAUCAUUGACAGUUCCGUUGCCAGCGGGUUUGCCGAACCCAGAAAACGCAGCAAAUGGGACACGGCGCCGCCAGUAGACGCCCAACCGCCAUCCACAGUUGCAGAGCCCACCACCCUUCAUCGCGUUGCGUCAGAUGCUUCAAAAAUAUGCAUUCCCGCGGUCGGCAGCCUGGUGCGGAAGAAAUGA